This is a messenger RNA of Rhopalosiphum maidis (corn leaf aphid), 3264 nucleotides long. Its product is annotated as tigger transposable element-derived protein 4-like. Gene Ontology annotation, molecular function: DNA binding. Lineage: Eukaryota; Metazoa; Arthropoda; Insecta; Hemiptera; Aphididae. The coding region runs from base 753 to 2258 and encodes 501 amino acids. The record is from RefSeq and is a predicted model, not a curated record. The transcript has 4 exons. Gene Ontology annotation, cellular component: nucleus.
UCGAGACAUUUGAGCCCAUCGAAGUAUACGUCCUAUUAAUUUGAAUAUUCUUAAGUUGAAAAGUUGUCGAGUACUUGAUUUUACGAACAUUAUUAUACUGUAUUUAUAUGCAUAGCUAUGUAUUAUGUGGUCGUACCAGAAAUUUAGAAAGUAUCUAUGAAAAUAUAAUAUUUUACAAAAUACCAUCUAAUGAAAGUAUUCAAGAAAAAAUCAAACCAUUUCUUAUUAGUUCUGCACAAGCGUGAAUUAAAUAUUAUACAUAUGCGGUUAAGGUAGUAUUAAAAUAAAUUUCCCUUAGCAAUAUCGAUAUAUGUGGUGUAUCAAUGUUAGAAGGGAAUUCUGAAACUGAAGAAAUCUCUGGAAACACAAAAUCUUUUAUUGAAAGUAUUGAAAACGAGGUACAGUGAAAACUUUUUACAACAAAAAACUCUAUAUAACGCAAACAUUACAUAAUAAUGGUUGGUUUGCUUUAUAACACAUUAGCCAAUUCAUUUUCUAUAACGUUAUAGUCACUCUCAAUAAUGAAACAAUAUUUUAUGUUUCGUAAUACAAUUUACGUGUUAUCGUAUUGUAAAUUAUAAAAGUAAUCGACAAAAUGCCAAAAUUUCCAAGAACGAUUACAUUCUCUCAUUAUCUACUUUUAAUAUCGUAAUAAUAUCAUUAUUAUUGGUAUUAAAUAUAUUCAUUUUAUUAUUGAUGUAAAGUAAGUCUAACAUUAAACGCAUGAUCACAGUAGUGCGCUUACAUUCAUUAUGGCUAGUAAAAGAAAAACACUGUGUGUUAAUCAAAAAGUCGCUUUAAUACGUGCAAUUGAAAAAGGUGAAAAAAAAAGUGAUGUCGGGAAACGUUUUGGAUUUAGUCCAUCUACUAUUGCUACUAUCUGGAAAAAUAAGGUUAAAAUAUUGCAGGCUGAAACAGAAAGAAGUUCUUGUAAAAGAAUAAGAAAACCAAAAUUUGAAGACUUGGAUAAGGCUAUGGUGACGUGGUUCCAUAAACAAUGUAGUAAUAAUGUACCUAUAUCUGGGCCUGUUUUGAAAACUAAAGCUGAACAUUUUGCUCAACAAUUUGGUAUUAUAGAUUUCAAGGCCUCGGAAGGAUGGCUAGGAAAAUUUAAACAACGUCACAAUAUUACCUAUGGGAAAAUAAGUAGACAAGCAUUAAAUGUUGACUUGAAUGUUACUAACAGCUGGCUAAUUAAUGUAUGGCCAAAAUUGAAUGAACAGUACACUCCGGAUGAUAUUUUUAAUGCUGGCGAGACAGGUAUUUUUUACAGAUUGACCCCAGAUAAAGCAUUAAAAUUCAAAGGGGAAAAAUGCAUGGGAGGUAAACUUUCUAAAGAACGUAUCACUGUGUUUGUAGCAGCUAAUAUGAGUGGCACUGAAAAAAGAAAGAUUAUGGUAAUAGGAAAAUCAAAAAACCCCCGAUGUUUUAAAAAUAUUAAACGGUUGCCAGUCACUUAUAAAGCAAAUAAUUUAGCAUGGAUGACAUCAAUACUUUUUGAAGAAGAAAUAAGAAAAUGGGAUGCAGAAUUAAAGGGGCGAAAAAUUUUGUUAAUUGUUGAUAAUUGUCCUGCUCAUCCCAAUCUAUCUAAUCUUAAUAACAUAGAAAUGACAUUUUUUCCAUCUAACACACGUAGUAUCAUGCAACCAAUGAACUUAAAUGUUAUGAAAAGUUUGAAAGGCCACUAUAAAAAGAAAAUAUUGAUGGAAAUUAUCGAAUCUGAUGGCAAUACCUCUAUCAAUAUGCUUGAUGCAGUGAACUUCUUAAGUAAAGCCUGGGAAGAGGUAACAGCAGAAACUAUACGGCAUUCUUUUCGUCAUGCUGGACUUCGAAGUAAUUUGGCCAAUGCUGAAGGAGAAAUUGAACAAUUUGAGAAAGAAGAUGAUAUAUCUCUGAGUGAGUGGAUUAUUCAGUCCAAUACUCUGCAUACUUUUACUCCUGAGGAUCUACAAAACUAUGUAGAAAUAGACGAGAACCUGGUUACAACUAUAUUGUUAACUGAUGAAGGAAUCCUAAAUGCAGUAACAAAAAGCGAGGAGGAACAAAAGGAAGAUGAAGAGGAAGAACAACUUGAUAAAGUCACAAUACCAAGUAUUCAACAAGCACUUGAUGCGGCUAAAUUAUUAGAAAAAUACUUAUUGUUUCAUGAAGAUGAUCCAAAGUUAUCCCAAAACAUGGCACAAAUUCAUAGAAAAAUACAAAAAAAAUAUUGGCAAAAUAAACAAGUCCAAACAAAAAAGACAAACUUUUUUAAAUAAAACUUGUGUAUAAAGAUGGCAAGAACUUAUAGAUCCAUAUGUUAUUCAAGAAAAAGCUGUUAGAAAAUUAGUUUUUGAAUAAUGGUCAAGGGUACAAUAGUUUUUUACAAAUCAGUUCAAAUCAUACUAGAAAGCUAUAAUUAGGUGGUACAUAUUUUAUAUGAUAAGCAUUCAAUAGGAAUAUGAUGAAAAACCACUUUGAAAAAGAUAAAUAAAUAAGUUGUAAUUAAGAUUUAUACCUAUUUCUGAAAAGAGUUUUAAAUAAUUUAUAAAAUUUCAUGAUGAGUUUUAUGUUAAAUUCAGAAGAACUGAACUAUUGGAAAAGCAUAACUAAUUUUGUUUGGCCUCUGGAUAACAAAUUUGAACCUGAUAUGUUUGAUUUAUGAACUAAUCAAGAAAUACUACUGAAGGCUUGAUGUAUAUUUAUUAUCUGAUCUAGAAUUUGAUGGGGAUAUAAGCUGUUUUGUCACUGAUUUUUGUUAUUUACGUAUAAUUAGUUAACAAAUCAUAUUGAUUAUGGUUUUAAUGAUACUGUGAUGAAAACUCUUCUACCUAAAAUUGCAUUUACUGCAUGGUACUGAUAUUUAUAUUUAAGAUAUUUUCUUUGUAUCUGAUAAAAAUAUUAUUAAUGUAUAAUAUGGCUUGCCGGUAUUGUAAUGAAUGUUGCCAGUCCAGCAUUUUUAAGUUACACACAACUGUUCAUAGUUGGACAAAUUAAAUUUAAAUGGAAUAAAGUUUGUACUUUUGAUAAAAUAUAUCUAAUCUAAUAUUAUUGAAACAAAAUUAUCGUUAAAUAUUUUUUAGGUUUCACAAUUACUUGAAACCUAGGUUAAUUCUUCAUAUUAUACUAUUUAUACCUAAAAGAUUGAAAUUGUAUGUAAAAUUCUAACAUAUCCUGCUAUAGGGUAAAAAUGUUGCUACAAAUAAAAUUUAAAUAUGCUGAAUCUUAGAUAUAUAUCUAAUUAAAAUGCGUGUAUCUAUAUCUGUUAUAUUAUUUAUAUUAAAA